AUGUCAGAUGAUGAGCACGACUUUGGCAGCAGUGCCCCUGCCGAUGAUGAAGAGCUCUCUCUGCCUAAGGCGACAAUUCAAAAGCUAAUUCAAGAGUACUUGCCCAAAGACAUGAGUUGCGCUAAAGAUACACGCGAUCUUUUAAUCGAAUGCUGCGUCGAAUUCAUCCACCUCGUUUCUAGUGAAUCAAAUGAAGCGUGUGAAAUGGACUCGAAAAAAACUAUUGCGCCUGACCACGUAGUCAAGGCUCUAGUGGAUCUUGGAUUCGAAAAGUACACCCGCGAGGUACAAGAUGUACUGAACGAUCAUAGGCAGCACCAGAAGGAACGCGAACGCAAAGCAUCUCGCUUUGAACUAAGUGGACUAACUGAGGAAGAGUUGCAGCGGCAGCAGGAAGAGCUGUUCGCAGCCAGCAAGGCUCGCUUCGAUGCGGCCAAUUAA
This is a messenger RNA of Malassezia sympodialis ATCC 42132, 441 nucleotides long. RefSeq lists its product as uncharacterized. Gene Ontology annotation, biological process: negative regulation of transcription by RNA polymerase II; RNA polymerase II preinitiation complex assembly. Lineage: Eukaryota; Fungi; Basidiomycota; Malasseziomycetes; Malasseziales; Malasseziaceae. Gene Ontology annotation, molecular function: RNA polymerase II general transcription initiation factor activity; protein heterodimerization activity; TBP-class protein binding. The record is from RefSeq and is a predicted model, not a curated record. Gene Ontology annotation, cellular component: negative cofactor 2 complex.